Molecule: messenger RNA, 720 nt
Organism: Ascoidea rubescens DSM 1968
Lineage: Eukaryota; Fungi; Ascomycota; Saccharomycetes; Ascoideales; Ascoideaceae
Gene: YUH1
Product: ubiquitin-specific protease YUH1
Exons: 1
Coding region: 1-720 (239 amino acids)
Biological process (GO): ubiquitin-dependent protein catabolic process; protein deubiquitination
Cellular component (GO): cytoplasm
Molecular function (GO): cysteine-type deubiquitinase activity
Source: RefSeq, a predicted model, not a curated record
AUGUCUGUCUCUGCUGUGGUGCCAAUGGAGUCUAAUCCAGAAGUCUUCACUGAGUUGGCUCACAAAAUUGGGUUAUCGAGUGUGUUAGCCUUCAAUGAUGUUUACUCCUUGACUGAUCCAGACUUGCUUUCUUUCAUUCCUCGACCAUGCUUUGCCAUCAUCUUGUUAUUUCCUAUAACUGAAUUUUACGAGACUGAAAGAAAACGAAUCGACUCCCAGUCUUCUGAACUAUACAGUGAGUUUGGUGAAAAUGAGAAAGUAUUGUGGUUCAAACAGACAAUUAAGAAUGGAUGUGGUUUAUACGCUUUAUUACAUUCCAUAGGCAAUAUAAAUGAUGAAUACUUGCAAAAGGAUUCAACCAUUUACAAUUUUUUCAAAGAAGCGAAAAAUCUAAAUGUUAAAGAAAGAGCUGAUUUGGUUCAAGUGUUAGAAAAAAGCUAUUCAUCACUUGCCAAUCAGGGCCAAACUGAAGCACCUGAAGCUCUGGAUGAUGUUAGCCUACAUUUUAUAUCCUUUGUCAAAAGUUUUAAAAACGAUCAUGUCUAUGAAUUAGAUGGUAGAAGAAACUCUCCAAUUGAUUUGGGUCAAUCAAUUUCUCCUGAGAAUACGGAUGUCUUAUUAGAAAAGAAUAUUAUUGAUAAAAUCCAAUAUUAUAUGGAUAAUGCUGAUGAGGCAAACAAAUAUAAUUUUUCCAUGAUGGCCCUUGUUCCUUCUUUUUGA